AUGAUUUUGCCAAUUAAUUAAUUAAAGUUUAUACAGCUUUUAACAAUAUUUAUUCAUCAUAAAUCAUUAAUUAAUUCAUUCUUAAUUUAAAAAAACAAAUUUAUUUUUGUUUGUCUCUUAUUUUAUUAAUUAAUUUUAAAUAUAGCUUGGGACUUGAGGAAUUUGUCAUAGUAAAAAUCAAAAGUGAUCACACCAUUUUCCAAAUAUUCAACAUCUUCAAUUUAUUUCUUGUAUGGUCUACCAACUAAUGAUAGCAAUAUUGAUAUUGUUAUUUGUACAGCAGGUCUUCUUAUAACCAGUACCACAUAAGUUUUUACCAUGGUUAAUGGUAAAUACGAUUCUUCAACAGCAUGGACAGCAUUUAAUUUAUUGGAAACCACUUCAAAUCUUUAACAGUUUGGUAAUGGAGUCUCAUAUUUAAAUGGAAAUAUUUUAAAAAUAUAAAUAGGAUCAUUUUCUUAUUCUUCCAUCUUGAAAUAUAAUCUCAAGAAUUACUAAAUUUAACAACAAGGAAGCUAAAUAGUAGGUAUAGAUCAAAACUCAAGUCAGAUUUAAAUUUUCAGUAAUUUCCCUACAACUGUUUAAUGGAAGCAAUGUAAUCCAAUUUGCUUGACUUGUGAUUAGACUAAUUAGUGCACAGAGUGCUAUUAAAGUAAGAAUAGAAUUCUUUUAAAUGGAACCUGUGUAUGUUAGAAAGGAUACUACUAAGAUUAAAAUAAUAAUUGUGUAAAAUGCAAACCUAAUUGCCUUGAAUGUACAUCCGCAGAUGUUUGCACAAUAUGCGAUUCCUCCUUAAAUAGAGUAUUAAAUUCUAAUGAUUGUGUAUGCUAAUAAGGUUUUUAUGAAGAUUUACCAAAUCUUUUUUGUUUCUAAACGGGAUAGUGUCCUGCAAAUUGUUUAAAUUGUGAUAAUCUUGGUAAAUGUAUCAGCUGCGAUUCAACUAAACACUUUAUUUUACAAAAUUCAAUCUGUGUUUGCGAAUAAGGAUAUUAAUUUAAUUAAUCUACAUAAAAUUGUGAUUCUAUUUGUUAGUCACCUUGCUAAUCUUGUAUCCCUGGAACAAAUUAAUGCUAAACUUGUAUGAAGGAUUAUUAUUUUUUGGAAGGAAAUUGCAUUUAAAACUGUCCUAAUUAGUAUUACUAAAAUUAAUCUACAAACACAUGCGAUACAUGCUAGGUUAAUGGAUGCUAUAUUUGUUAAACAUCAGCUAAUGUUUGCAAUCAAUGUAAAUAGAGCUAUUUUUAAAUGAGUGAGGUAUCCUGCUUAUUAAACUGUCCUAGUGGAUAUAAUCAAAAUAAUACUGAAUAGAAAUGCCAACAAUGUAAAGUCAAAGGCUGUAAUACUUGUAGAUAGUCGAUUAAUUCUUGUGAUUAGUGUUAAAAUGGAUUAUAUUUAUUAAAUAACUAGUGCUAUUCUUAGUGCCCUAGUGGAUUUGCUACUUAAACUGUAAAUGGGGUUUAACUAUGCUAGGAUGCAUUAACUUAUUAUGAUGUUUAUCAAGAAAAAGAUAAUUAAAUAAAUAUUAAUUUCAAAUCUAACGGUAAUAUAGAUAUAGAUUUGCUAUUGUAAAAUCUGAAUGUUUAUAUACCAGAUAUUAGCUAUAGCAUAAAUAAAUAAAUCAACAACUCUACAUCUAUUUUAGCUACAGUUAUUUUAGCAAAGGAAAUUAAUUAGAUAUUGCCUUCUAAUGUAACAUUUUCAAAUUCAUAGAAUUUGAAUUUAGCCUACAGCUCAAAAUAAAUACAACUAAAGUUGGUUAAUUAGCUUUCUGGUUCAAAUAAAAUCGCUGCUCAAGCUAUUUCUACAACAGCAUAAGCAACAUCAAAAGUCACACAAGCUGCUAUUAUCCCUUUAUAAUUAUCUGGUAAUUUUAGAUUUAUCGCCUCUCUUGUUGAUAUCAGUUAAAUUAUCUACGUUAUGUAUUUCCUUCAAAUAGAUAUUCCUUUAAAUCUAUAAGGUUUCUUUGAAGGAUUGGAAGAAGUCAAGGUUCCUUUUGUUAACUUUUUUGGGUAACUUUAGAAAAGUAAUAAAAUUAUUUAUAAUGCUCCUGAAAAAUUUGAAGAAUAAGAUAUUUAAGGAUUUUUUUUGGAUAAUUUUGGUGAUAAUAUGUCAUACGCUUUACUGAUUAUUGGUAUUCAUUUAUUUGUAAAAUUCAUAGUCAGAAAUGUGAUACUUAAGAGAUAUGAAUAAUCUUUAUCUAAGAUAAGUAGAUCUGUUUUAAACCCUAAGUUUUACUUAGAUUUGCUAUGGAGUAUGUUUUAGGAGUUAUCAAUAGCUGUUUUCCUUUAGAUCUAAGUAAUUCAAAAUGUUAAGUAUGUAUAAGAAGUGAUAAAUUACAUAUUUUUUGGGAUUGGAUUUGUUGCAAUUUUAAUUCCAUUUAUCUUAAUGUAUAUGAUUAGAAAAGAAAAGUAUGAUUGGAUAACUGAGCCUCUAUCUGAAGAAGUUAAUAACAAAUUUUAUAUCAUAUUUUUAUAUAUACGUAAAAUGUAUAUAGUAAUGACUAUUACCUUAGUAUAAAAUGCUCCUUUAGCUUAAAUUAUCUUAAUAUCUCUCUAUCAUCUUGUAACUUUAGUAUUCAUUUACAAAGUGAAGCCUUAUAAAGAAAAAAGUGAUAAUGUUAGACAUUUUAUGUAAACAUUCCUCUUUUUACUAUCCACCCUUUUACUGAUAUUUUUCUUGUAAAACAAUCCUCAAAAUAAUGAAAGUAUUGGAUUCGGAUGGUUUGUCAUUUCUAUGUUUGCUUGUAUUAUCUUAAUAGACUUUAUUUUCUUCUUAAAAGAGACCUUCAAAUCCGUAAUAGAAAACCUAAAGAAAUUAAAAGAGAAACUAUCAUCUAUUAUAGAUUUCUAUAUAACAAAGAAAAACAGUAAAUUAGAAGAAAUGCAAGUAUCAGAAACUUAUAUUGGCAAUUCUGAAAAAAAAUAAAAAAACUUACCAGAAAUUUAAAUUAAUGGUUAAAAAGCCUCAAAUAUUAAGGUAAAUAGAUACAAUUUUUUAUCAGAUGUCAAUGCUAAAAAUAACAACAAUAAUAAUACUGGAGCAGGUUCAGAUGAGCACUCACCAAUUUCAAUUCAGCAAUAAGGUAUAACUUAAGGAAAACCUACAACAAUGAUAAAUAGUGAUAAACUUUCUUCGAAUGAUAUAAAUAUGGAAAUUGACUCUUCAAGCCACACAAAAGAUUUAAACAUUGAUGAAGUUGUGAGCUCAAUUAAAAUUCCUUCAAAAGAUUACCAAAAAAGUAAUUUCUUAUCAUUAGUAAAUUCAUAACAAAAAUUAACUUGUAGUACCUAACAAUUAAAUACCAAUACAAACGAGACUUAUACUCCUUAAAGCACAUAAUAUAAUCUCUAAAAGAAAAAUACUUUAAAGCAUAUAAGCGAUAGCCAGAUAUCUAAUCCAUCUAUAUUUAAGAAAUAAUGA
Molecule: messenger RNA, 3420 nt
Organism: Tetrahymena thermophila SB210
Lineage: Eukaryota; Ciliophora; Oligohymenophorea; Hymenostomatida; Tetrahymenidae
Product: transmembrane protein, putative
Exons: 7
Source: RefSeq, a predicted model, not a curated record